Molecule: messenger RNA, 4824 nt
Organism: Erpetoichthys calabaricus (reedfish)
Lineage: Eukaryota; Metazoa; Chordata; Cladistia; Polypteriformes; Polypteridae
Gene: emp1a
Product: epithelial membrane protein 1
Exons: 5
Coding region: 324-788 (154 amino acids)
Cellular component (GO): plasma membrane
Source: RefSeq, a predicted model, not a curated record
AAAAACACGCGCAGAUAGAGACGCCUCACUCUCGAGACAGAGCGGGCUCCGGACUGUUGCUCUUCUGCUGUACGCCAGUCUUCUGCACCUUUCAAUCUUCUUAAAGUUCAUCUUCUUCAAAGUUCACUUUUUAAAAAAAAAAAAAAAAAAAUCGCAUUCGAUUCUUUCUUUUCUGUGAGACCAGUAACAAGUGACAAACGUUAACUUUUUUCCCGAGUGAAGCUGAGAAAAGUCUUCUUCCAUUUUUUGACGUCUGUCAGCCAGAAGGAUUUCAUUACCUGAACAACUGCAGUUUUAUUGAGGCCUUCCUAUCUCGUCUGAACAUGUUGGUGCUUCUUGCUGCGAUCUUUGUACUUCAUAUUUCCACAGUCAUUAUUUUGUUGGUUGCUACCAUCCAUAAUGCCUGGUGGGUCACAAAUACAUUAAGCACAGAUAUCUGGAAAACGUGUAAUGAAUAUAACUGCUCAGACAUAAUCACCGCAGAUGAAAGUUAUCUGCAAGCUAUCCAGGCCACAGCAGUUCUUUCGUGUAUUUUUGCUAUCAUCUCCCUGUUUGUGUUCAUCGCCCAGUUGUUUACCUUGGCCAAAGGACAGCGUUUCACAUUUACUGGCAUCUUUCACAUGAUUUCUUGUCUGUGCAUCAUGGUAGCAGCCUCCAUUUACACUGAUCAGUUUCAUAAGAAUGACACUGGAUCAUACGGCUCAUCUUACAUCUUGGCUUGGAUUGGUUUUGCAUUUACCUUCAUCAGUAGCAUUGUUUACUUUGUUCUGCGCAAAAAGACAGAGUAAACUGCUGAAAGACCAUGGGAAAGAGGGUUAACCUGGGUGCUUUUUUUUGGAAACAGAAGGCGCACCCUCUCACCCUGAAUCAAAACUUUACCUCACGUAAAAUUGCUCGACAUGGUGGCUGUUUGGGGUCCAGAUUUGGAAUUUUUGUAUUUUAACAAAAGGGGGAAUGUCUGAGCUGCAGUGAAGAUUCUCAUUGGCUCUCAGAUUAGUAGAGGAAGACGAGUACUCAAGAGUGAAAAAAAUACUUAAAAUUAUAUCAGAUAUCCAUUGUCAUUUUCCUGAGGUUUAAUUACACCAUUUUGGUUUCAUUCACUUUUAUAUAUUCAUAACAAUCAACAAUUAGAUCAAAACACCAAAGUGAAUACUCUUAUGUUACCUUACUCACAUAUGAUAUAAUAAAUCCCAAGCAGUGUCAGGUUUUCAGACAUUUUCACCAACAAUGAAGUACCUGUCAUGCAUUAGCCAGUUUGCUAAAGUAGCUAACAAAGCUAACAGUAACUAACUCAUCUUUAGAUGGCAACAGCUUUUCCAGUGCUCUUCAUUCUCUGGACUCUUUCCUUAACAUUGUUUUACUUGAAUAUUAUUUUUCUAAAAAAGAAAAAUCUAUCAUUUUUAUUUUUUAAAUACCGUUUAAUUGAGACAUCCCUGAAAGAGCAUGGGCAUAUCAUAUUACAUUUUGAGAAACACAGGAAAAAAAUUUUAAGCAAUCCCAAGAUUUUCAUUGGUGUUUAUUUUUCAGAAAGUAUUGUGGAAUUACAUGAUUUACCCCAGCAUUCUGUAAUCUUGAUUUGUGAUUAUGUUUGCAUUGGUAUUACAAGUAUUAAAAGGAAAAUUGUGGACACAGUAUACUAUGGGGUAUUGACCAAUCCCAAAAUGCUCCUUUCAUAUUGAUUUGAAAAAAAAAAAAAUCUGUUUUGUGUUUUCAUGGGUUAUAAAAUGCCAAGGCACUAGUGCUAUACAAUACGAAAAAACACAUUUUUAGGAACUGAGCAUACAUUCAAUAACUGUGUACGGUGUAUGUAUAUAAAUAUAUAUCAGAUAAGACAUUUUAGAUCUAUUGAUAGAUUGCCAAAAUAUGUACUAAUUCAGAGUAUAAUGAAUGAAAAUACAAAAUUUAAAUUUGGUCUCUGGAAAAAUUUGGCAUCUGGACCAAAUGAUUUUAGUUAAUAACUCAUCCUUGCUAUUUAUAUAUGAGUCAUAAAACAGUCUUCUCUCGGUCAUAAAACAUUCUUGUUAUUUGGUUAUAAACGAAAUAAACAUGAUUUCAAACAAAGAUGCAAAUUAUUCUAAGCAGUUUAUUUUUUGAUUAUCGUUUAUCAUAGUCAUGAAGUCUUUGGUUUAUUUUGUAGAACAAAAGCAAAAUUUAAGACACUUAAACAAAAACAGCACAUUUAACAUAAUAAUGCGUUUUGUUAUAAGCAAUCAUAUUCUCUUCUUCCUACUACCUCUAGCUCUGCAUUUUGAGACUUUUGUAUUACCAUUAUCCUAAUGCUUCAAAUGGCAGCUAAGUAAGUAUGUUAAAGAACGCGUCAUCCCCAGGGUGCUAAAAGCACACAUUUGUAAUAUUUUCAAACUGAACAAUGCUAACAAAUUAACUGAUUUUAUGAGUAGAAAAUAAUUAAAGCAAGCAGCAGCUGAAUAACAAGAAGAACCAAAAGAGUAUAAAAAUCAGACAGUUUUGUGUUUCCAAAUAUGAGAAUUCCUGUAAAAUUACCAUACUGUACUCUGCUUUCAUAAUAUAACUGACUGCACAAAAUAAAAGAAUUCCUGUUAUGAAGAGAAAGCUCUUCUCAUUAUGUAUCUUAUGAAAAUAAAUACAUCAUUAAAAAUGAUUUGUUUAUGUAGACUUACAUGAAUACUCAUAGGGAGCAGCUUCAAAUGCUUAAUGCCAAAAAACAGAAAACAUUUCCCUUUUUCCAUUAAUGAGCUAUUUUUUUAUCCCAUCGUGUAGUUGUGAACAUUUAUGUAAAUAAUGUGUAUAACACUAAUAUGCUUGAAAUUACAUAAACUGAGAGAGAGUGACCAGUGUAUUUCUGUGUGUGCAUAUAUAUAUAAAAUAUAUAUACACACAUACGAUGAAUACUUAGAAAAAUUGCAAUACACUAAGGGUGUCAAUAACCUGAAGCUAAUUGAUAAAGAUGAGCAACUUAACUUAGCACCAUACAAAUAGGUUUGUCAGUCUUAAAAUAAAGAUGGAUAAAGAAGUAAUGUCAGAAGGGAAUGAAAUGGUAAUAUAAACGCACAGGAAACUUUUGUUGAAACAAAAUAAAAUGACACAAAUAGCUUAACCUACUAACUUAUUUUAUUACAGUAUACCAUUUUAUUUACAGCCUACUUUCACUGCUUCAUUCUGAAAUUUAACACAAUAAUGAAAUAAUUUAUAAGAAAUACAAUGCUAAUUCAUUUCUGGCAUAAAUACUACUUAUUGGCCAUCCCUGAGGUUUUUAGGGUUUUUAGAAGGAGACUUUUUUGACAUUUUGAUCUCUCCACUCUAAGCGUGAUAGGAUUUCUAUCAUACUAUUUCAACCAUUAUCUAAGUUUAUAAAUGUACUUUUAACUAACCCGUUAUUACUAAAACAAGAACAUAUUCCCCUUUGUAUGUUUCUUGUGACAAUAUAUCUGCCAUCUUUUGCUCUUACCAAUAAAUUUAUGUAAACUAUGCAAGGCUUGUUCAACUAUAUGAUGCAGUAACGCAUAUCCAUGACCACUUAUUGUAUGCAGUAAGUCAACUGCCUUUAAUCAGGCAGGACAGCAAACACUUUGCAAGAUCCAUCAUUCAUGCUGAAUUAGGGCCACUGACCGAGUUCAAUUAGUCUUUUAAGUAUUUGUAAACUACGUUGUUUAAUAGCUUUGGAAUUGAGAACUUUUUGCUAUAAGAUCUUUGCAAAAGUAUUCUUUUUAUGGAAGAUCCUGCAUUAAUGACCAAACUAGUUAAAAAUAAGCUCUUUAGAUUUGAUAGAUUUAGACUUAUCACCAUCACUUAAAACUGAUGUUUUGUGUAAGAUCGUAUGUAAUAAAAUUUACUUUUCUUGUUGUUUUUUGUGUGUAAAUAGUUUUCGAAGUCUAUAAUUGAUUCUGUCUUUGACUCCCAUAAAUUACCCAAAAUUACACUGCUGCGUUAUAUUUGUGUUUAGUUCUGGAUAUUUUUAUUUCUUGUAGUUUUGCUUUUACUGGUAUAGCUUUUUGCUUAAUAUAGAACAAUUUAUGUUUAUAUGUAUGUAAGAAACAACAGAUAGGCUUAUUCUUGACAUUCCUUCAUUGUACUGUAUUUUCCCCUACGUUUCCAAUUGUACGCCGGUUCUUAACAAGACCCACCUAGGGCCAGUGUUUGUGGAGUCUAAAUAUGAAAGAUGCACCUCUGUUUGUGUCUGCCCUGCUGUUCUGUUCACAAUAUUCUGCCUCUGUUGUUAUGAUGUGAACAGGAAACUGUACCCAGAGGGACUACGGUGCCCACAAUGAAAAAUGAUCCUUAAAUAAUGAAGCAUUUCCAAAGGAAAACAUAAAAGAUCUAACCAGCAAGAAAUUAAUAUGUGAAAGUUAAAUAUUUAAUUAAAAAUAUAUAAGUAAAUUCACUAACAAAUGUAAGCAAUGUGCCCAAUUAAUGUUAUAUUAUUAUAAAACAUAAACCAUUUUGGAUUACAAAUGAACAUAUUUUAGAGCUUACGGUUAGGGUGGAACAGCAAAUACACAACAAUGAAUGCAAUUUGCCAAAAAGUAUCAGUUGGUUAAUACAGAUGGCAACAUCAAUUCUAAAUUGUUUAUAGUCUGUUGUACCAAAAAUUCAUUUUUUGAUGGAAAAAACAUGCAUACUUGUGAUUUGCCUUUUAGCAUGUCCAGUCUGUUAUUUCUCUUAUGAAUUUUCAACUGUACAUAAUUUUGUUUGUUGUUAUUUUUGUUACCUGGGCUGUAGGGACUUUUUUAUUUGACUUUUCAUUUAGGGUACGUGUAUAAAUUGUAAUGAAGUUUAAUCAAUAAUGCUUUUUAGAUGUUUGCAAAAUUAAUGAAAAAUAAACAUCUCAUUGUAUGGAAAAACAAA